GUAAAACCCGGAGCUGUACAUCCGAAACUUUCCUUUUAUUUUCCAUUUUUGAACAAUUUCGGAUUCUAACACACAUAUAUCGCUGGCGUUUGUAUAAUUUUCUUUUUGAAGAUUCUUGAGUUGAUUCUGUGAGCGAAAUUGUAGGGAUUACGAUUAUUUCUGAGAAAAAUUAGUGGUGUUUCAGCUGGAAAUUAAAGUUCAAAAGGAGCUGGAAAUUAAUGCUGUACCAUCUCCGUUUUGAGCUACUAUCAAGAAGCAAGUUGUUUGCAGUUAAAGGUUUGAUCGAGUGAUGGCAGAGAGUAAAGUGUUGCUGAGAACGAUGAUGGACGUGUGAGGAGUUGUUGUUUGGAGAAUUAAGAUGACAGCUAGGGGAGACCCAAAAAAAUAAAAAUAAAAAUAGUGAUUGCCGCUUUUGGUUCAGGGUUGAGAAAGUAAGCAAAGAAAAAGGAAAGGAAGGAGAGGGAGCAUGUUUACGUGUAUAGCAUGUACGAAGCAGAUGGCAGACGGUGGGGAGGAGGUUGAAGGAGCGCGUGGGAGUGGCACGCCUAGUACGAAAGAAGCCGUCAAAAGCCUGACGGCGCAGAUCAAAGAUAUGGCAUUGAAAUUAUCUGGCACUUCUCGGCAAUGCAAACCCUGCACGGGGUCUAGUAGCUACAAGAAAGGGCAGAGGCCUUAUCCGGAUUAUGAUGUGGCUUCAGAAGGUGUUCCAUACCCCUAUUUAGGAGGUGGGAGCUCGAGUUCGACACCAGCAUGGGACUUUAUAAGGCCUGGUCAUCAUCCUACUGGAAGGUCGGAUACCCGAUUUACUGGUGUAUUUGGUGGUGACCGGACCCCUGGGGGGAUGGAUACUGCCUCGGUGCAGUCUUGUGAUGUGGUGCUGGAGGAUGAGGAUGAAUCCAAGGAGUGGAUGGCACAAGUGGAGCCUGGUGUUCACAUUACUUUUGUUUCUCUUCCUAAUGGAGGAAAUGAUCUAAAACGAAUUCGCUUCAGCCGAGAGAUGUUUAAUAAGUGGCAAGCGCAGCGAUGGUGGGGUGAGAAUUAUGAUCGAAUCAUGGAACUUUACAAUGUGCAGAGAUUUAAUCGCCAAGCUCUUCACACUCCGCCAAGAUCUGAGGAUGAGGUACAGAGAGAUUCUAAUUACUCAAGAAUGGAGUCUGCGAGGGAAAGCCCAAUGGCCUCAUCAAUUAACAAAGAAUGGAUGCCAAGAAACUACUAUAAACCCUCUGGACACCCUAUGGAUCAUGGCGGCAUCCAACAUUACAAUGUGGGAUCAAGUGCUUAUGGUGCAACUGGUCCGAGAGGUGAGACAUCUUCUUUCGAUGCAUCCCGAACAACAACCUCAUCCAGAGAUGAGCCCUCUGUGAGCAAUGCCAGCGAGGUAGAGACGGAAUGGGUCGAGGAAGAUGAGCCUGGAGUUUACAUUACCAUCAGACAGUUAGCUGAUGGAACUAGGGAGCUUCGGCGCGUCAGAUUCAGCCGGGAAAAAUUCGGAGAAGUACAUGCGAAGUCUUGGUGGGAAGACAACAGAGAAAGAAUACAAGCUCAAUACCUAUAAAAGAAUUAUGAAUUUGCAGGCCACGAAUGAAGUUAAACUAAGCUUAUUGAGGGUGCAUUUGGAAGUCCUGGGAGCACAUAUCUUACAAAAGCUCAUUCAGUUUUGUUUAGUAGAUUGUAAUGAGUAAGAAAAGGUCUCCUCCCCUAUACACAAUGAGAAGGAUUUUUGCCACUUAGAGAUCUACAUUAAUUAUUAUCAACAGAGAGAAAUCAUACCACACUUUCUUCA
Mangifera indica (mango) is the source of this 1783-nucleotide messenger RNA. Its product is annotated as protein BREVIS RADIX. The transcript is spliced from 7 exons. The record is from RefSeq and is a predicted model, not a curated record. NCBI's taxonomy places the organism in Eukaryota, Viridiplantae, Streptophyta, Magnoliopsida, Sapindales, Anacardiaceae. Bases 467 to 1555 code for a protein of 362 amino acids.